AAUAAAAGGUUUGUGAGCUCGGUUAUCUAACCAGUUGCGAGAGUUAUUCAUGGAUUGAACAAUCCAGUAGUACACAACAAGUAUAAUCCUCUUACUGAUCUCCAGAUCUCAUCAAUGGUGUACAAGGCGCCUCCACCGCCAUCGCCAACCUCAAUCACCAAUCCUUCAUCACCAACCACCACAUCCCAACAACAAUUCUCCAUCAAAUUUGGAACUCCAGAAGCUCUAUCUCAACUCCACAACCUCACCGAUGUCGGUACAAUCACUCGCCUACUUCAUGAAUGCAUCGCUUACCAACGUUCUCUUGACUUCGAUCUUGAAUCUCUCCUCUCUCAACGUUCUUCUCUCGAUAAUCAUCUCUCUUCUCUCCUCAAAUCUGCUGAAAUCCUUUCAAUCGUUCAAUCUGAUGCCGAUCACAUCCUCUCUUCCGUUCGAUCGACUUCUGUCCUCGCUGAAAAUGUUUCUGCUAAAGUACGUGAACUUGACCUAGCUCAAUCGCGUGUUUCUUCUACUCUUCUUCGCCUUGAUGCCAUUUCUCAGAAAUCUGCUUGUAUUGAUUCUGUGAAAAUGUCAUUAGAGUCUGAUGAUUAUGAAUCUGCUGCUGAACAUGUUAAGAAGUUUCUAGAAAUUGAUUCCAAGUUUCGAGAUUCUUCUGGAACUUCUCAAAGAGAAGAGUUGAUUGGUUAUAAGAAACAGUUGGAAAGUAUUGUUAAAAAGAAGCUUCUUGCUGCUAUUGAUCAAAGGGAUCAUCCUUCUGUUGUUAGAUUCAUCCGCCUUUAUCCUCUUCUCGGUAUUGAAGAAGAAGGAUUACAGGUGUAUGUGAGUUACUUGAGAAAGGUAAUUUCAAUGAGGUCUAGGAUGGAGUUUGAUCAAUUAGUGGAGUUGAUGGAGAGUAGUUUUUCGACUAAUGGUAGUGGUAAUAAUUUGGUUAAUUUUGUUGCUUGUUUGACUAAUUUGUUUUCGGAUAUUGUGUUGGCGGUUGAAGAGAAUGAUGAGGUUUUGCAUAGUUUAUGUGGGGAAGAUGGGAUAGUUUACGCGAUAUGCGAGCUUCAAGAAGAGUGUGAUUCAAGGGGAUAUUUGAUAUUGAAAAAAUAUAUGGAGUAUAGGAAAUUGAUGAAAUUGACGGAAGAGAUUGUCUCUUUUAGCAAGAAUUUACUUUCAGUUGGGAGUGCAGAGGGUCCUGAUCCGAGGGAGGUGGAAUUGUAUUUGGAGGAGAUUUUAUCUCUUUCCCGGUUAGGUGAAGAUUACACAGCUUAUAUGUUGUCAAAGAUCAAAGGGCUGAGUUCUAUUGAUCCAGAGGUUGUUCCUCGAGCAACCAAGGCUUUUAGAAGUGGGAAUUUUAGUAAGGGCCUUCAUGAGAUUACUGAGUUUUAUGUCAUUUUGGAGGAAUUUUUCAUGGUGGAGAAUGUGAAAAAAGCUAUUAAGAUUGAUGAGCAUGUGUCCGAUAGCUUGACAACUUCCAUGGUGGAUGAUGUUUUCUAUGUAUUGCAAAGUUGUUGUCGAAGGGCCAUAUCCACUUCCAAAAGCAAGUCUGUGGUUACUGUUUUGGCAGGCGCUGCCAACUUGUUAAGCAAUGAGUAUCUUGAAGCUCUACAACAGAAGAUGAGGGAGCCCAACCUUGGUGCAAGGCUGUUUCUGGGAGGCGUUGGUGUUCAGAAAACUGGAACAGAAAUUGCUACAGCUUUGAAUAAUAUGGAUGUCAGUAGUGAAUAUAUCACUAAACUCUGGCAUGAAAUUGAGGAGCAAUGUACAGAGGUAUUCCCAGCACCAGCUGAUAGAGAGAAAGUAAAAUCUUGUCUGUCCAUGUUAGGAGAGGUGAGCAACAGUUUCAAGCAGGCAUUGAAUGCUGGCAUGGAACAACUUGUAGCUACUGUCACACCUCGGAUACGCCCAAUUUUGGACAAUGUAGCAACAAUUAGCUACGAGUUAUCUGAGGCUGAAUAUGCAGAUAACGAGGUUAAUGAUCCUUGGGUACAAAGGCUUCUUCAUGCCGUUGAAACUAAUGCAGCUUGGCUUCAGCCUGUAAUGACUGCCAACAAUUAUGACACCUUUGUCCAUCUCAUCAUUGAUUUCAUCACCAAGAGGCUUGAAGUCAUUAUGAUGCAGAAAAGGUUCAGUCAACUUGGAGGUUUACAACUCGACAGAGAUGCUAGGGCUUUGGUAAGUCAUUUCUCAAGCAUGACUCAACGAACUGUAAGGGAUAAAUUUGCUCGACUUACCCAAAUGGCAACAAUUCUAAACUUGGAAAAGGUCUCUGAAAUUUUGGAUUUCUGGGGGGAGAACUCGGGGCCAAUGACCUGGAGACUGACUCCUGCCGAGGUGAGAAGAGUGCUGGGUCUCAGAGUUGAUUUCAAGCCUGAAGCUAUAGCUGCUUUGAAACUGUAAUUUUUUUGUAGAUUUUAUGUUAAAUGUUCAUAUUUUCUUUUUUCCAUUUUUCCUUAUGAUAGUUCCCUUUUGAUGCUUGUAUGAGCACCUUUUAUGGGGAAGAAUAUAAUAACUCCUGAGCUGUACCAUUUACCAAGUUUCCCCCUUGGUUUCAUAAAAAAAACUUCUUAUUCAAGAGGUAC
Amaranthus tricolor (Joseph's coat) is the source of this 2567-nucleotide messenger RNA. Its product is annotated as conserved oligomeric Golgi complex subunit 4. The coding region runs from base 115 to 2385 and encodes 756 amino acids. The record is from RefSeq and is a predicted model, not a curated record. NCBI's taxonomy places the organism in Eukaryota, Viridiplantae, Streptophyta, Magnoliopsida, Caryophyllales, Amaranthaceae. The transcript has 3 exons.